AUGGGCCUCCUCACUGUUAUUCGCAAGAAUCGUCAAAAGGAAAAGGAAAUGCGAAUCCUUUUCUUAGGUCUCGACAAUGCAGGCAAAACCACCAUUCUCAAGAAGCUCAAUGGAGAGGACAUAACUGGAAUCAGCCCAACGUUGGGCUUCAAUAUCAAGACCUUUGCGCACGGACACUAUACCCUGAACAUCUGGGACGUCGGCGGCCAAAGAACUCUUCGACCCUAUUGGCGAAACUAUUUUGAACAAACAGAUGCUUUAGUAUGGGUCGUCGACUCUGGUGAUAGGAUGCGCAUGCAGGAUUGCAAGCAGGAGUUACAUAGUCUUCUGACUGAAGAUCGUUUGGCGGGCGCAUCCCUCCUGGUCUUUGCCAACAAACAGGAUUUACAAGGUUCAAUGACGGAUACUGAAAUACGCGACGCGCUUGACCUUCGCUCCAUAACAACACAUCACUGGAAAAUAUGGCCUUGCAGCGCAGUGACCGGGGAAAACCUUGUUUCUGGCUUGGACUGGGUUGUAAACGACGUUGCUAGCAGACUAUACUACAGCUCUACGACGUCAUUGCGAGCGGAACGCAGUCUCGCUGUGAUUUGA
Molecule: messenger RNA, 594 nt
Organism: Laccaria bicolor S238N-H82
Lineage: Eukaryota; Fungi; Basidiomycota; Agaricomycetes; Agaricales; Hydnangiaceae
Product: GTP-binding protein
Exons: 6
Coding region: 1-594 (197 amino acids)
Biological process (GO): protein folding
Cellular component (GO): microtubule cytoskeleton; cytoplasm
Molecular function (GO): GTPase activity; GTP binding
Source: RefSeq, a predicted model, not a curated record